Molecule: messenger RNA, 3806 nt
Organism: Cloeon dipterum
Lineage: Eukaryota; Metazoa; Arthropoda; Insecta; Ephemeroptera; Baetidae
Gene: Atf3
Product: Activating transcription factor 3
Exons: 4
Coding region: 238-1092 (284 amino acids)
Biological process (GO): regulation of transcription by RNA polymerase II
Cellular component (GO): nucleus
Molecular function (GO): DNA-binding transcription factor activity, RNA polymerase II-specific; RNA polymerase II cis-regulatory region sequence-specific DNA binding
Source: RefSeq, a predicted model, not a curated record
GCAGCGGCGGGCGCGGAGCGGCCAAUGGCUGCUCGGCGAUGACAUCAUCGGCAGCCAAUGAGCGCGCGGCUGGAUGACGUGAUUGGCUAUUCCGGGCCGGCCGCGAGAUGCUGGCUGGCGCUGGCGGCGCGCAAUGCUAGUACUCGGCCGAUUGGCGCCCACUGAGCAAGCUUCGCAGCAUCGGAGGCUGUGUGUUGGCCCGCUGGCUCGCUCGGCAGCUCGGCGAGCUUCUCUAGAAUGUACAAUUUAAACGUGAACGUGGCGGCGACGGCGGCGUCGACGCUGGCGGCGGCGGAGGGUUCGUGCGCGGCGCCGCGGACGCCGGAGGUGCUCAACUCGGUGAUCGCGAUGAGCAGCGGGCUCGGCAGUCCGUUCAGUUACCCGCACUCGGCGCCGGCCACGCCGAUGGGCUGCUGCGGCGCCGCGCCGCCGGCCGGCGACGACUCGGGCGGAGGCGGCGCCGCGAUGCUGCCGCCGCCGGCGCCGCCGAGCGUGCAGCACACGUGCUCGCAGCUGAUAAAGGAAGGCCUCAAGCUGACCAUCCAGUCCAAGCGGCGCCACCACUCGGCGGAGGCCGCCCCCGGCGGCGCCGCCGACCCCCUCGCCGCCCUCCCCGACGACCCCUCCGCCGCCUACUCCAAGCUCUCGAAAAUGUAUCACCACAGCGUCGGGUCAUCCGGCGAUGACGAGUUGACGACCGAGGACGCGGAGAGGCGGCGGAGACGUCGCGAGAGAAACAAAAUCGCAGCCACCAAGUGUCGUCUGAAAAAGCGCGAGAAAACAGUCAACCUCGUGCAGGAGUCUGAGGUGCUGGACUCGCAGAACCAGGAGCUGAAGGCGCAGAUCAAGAACCUGGAGAGCGAGCAGCGGCACCUGAUGGACAUGCUGACCAUGCACCAGUCGUCCUGCCUGAAGCUGCAGCCGCAGUCCGAGUACGUGGACCCGCACCAGGUUGCCCCCCACCUGAGCCAGCAGCAACAGUUCGCCAACUACUACUCGACGGGCAGCCCCCCGCGGGGCUCGCCGCCCAGUUCGGCGUACCACGUGGACAUGUACUCGGCACAGGGCAUGGACAGCGGCUGCAUAGCCUGACGGAGGCUGGGUUGCCCCCUCCCUGCCCCCGCCGUCGCCCAAACUCGGUCGCAUUCCAGCAGCUGGCCCUGCCUUUCUGACGUCACUUGUCCCUGAAUGACAGGACGCAAAUUUUUUUUUUUGGUAAAAACGUGCUUUGUUUGUGAAUUAAGGGUCCAAAAUCGUAAAUUUAUUUAUACCUGGCCAUAAAAUGGCUUCCUUGCUUAGAUUUCCGGGAUUUAAACCUGUUAAAAUUUUGUUUGUCGCGGAAAAUUGGCCGUUCGGAUGAAUCAGUGGGCGUGGCAAUUUUCCGCAGUCCCUCUUUUGAUUAUCUCGCCUGUCAAAAGACUGAAAUGGUCGCUCGUCCUUCUCUUUGGAGUAUUUUUUAGAACUGCUGAGUAUUAAAAAUUCAUCUGCUGGAAUGCCUUUGGGUUUCGGACACACGCACACGCGCGGCGGCUGGCAACCCUGUUGAUCUGAUAUUGGCCCUUUGUUUCUCCCAGACAAUUCCAUUUGAGUGAUAUUUACAAACGAAGAUAGAUGUUUUUCUAUGGCAAGCUUUCUAAGCACAAUGACUCUGCGAGUGUAAAAACAAUAAUGUCGACGAAAAUGUAUGUAUUUUGCAUUUCACGCGCCAUAUACACAAUUUAGACGAGAGAAAGAAUAUUUUGGAAAGAGAUUUUUACACGUUUUUACCUACGGAAAUGCCAUAUAAUGUUUACAAAUGAUUUGUCACACGCAAAAUCGAGGUGUUGCUGGCGGACCCCGGUAUGUUUACAAACAGCAGCCGCCAUCUUGGCAUCCAAGAUGGCGGCCGUCUGUUGUUAUAACGAGGUCCUCGGCACGGAUUUGCUUUCGGAAACGGCUUUGACGGAAGAGAGAACGACGUGGCUCUAUUUUGAACUCUGGCAAAUGGUUAAAUUAAGAUUUUAAUGAUUAAUUAGUUUUAAAAAAACUGAAGGAACACAAAUACUUCUCCUCUUCCUCGAGCUCCUCUUCAGAAAGCAUCUCCAGCCUGUGUGUAUAAUGAAUUCUGAGCGCUGCCUGAGUGUAUUGUUUAAUAAUUAUUGUUUUCUCUCUGAACACGUGGUGCGCGCGGUGCCAAUUAAUCUCGAACUUGCAUUUCCUGUCAACUCAAAGCUGUGCUUCCAUGGCGACUUUGGAUUUUGAAUGAAGACGCGACGUCCUAUUAUUGUGUUCCAGUCAGUAGGUUUGUAAGGACCACACUAAUCACCGAGAGCUAGAAUGAUUGUGCUUAUAUAAAUAUAUAAUUUUUUCCUAUUUUCGCUUCGUCCGGUUUGCAUUCACGGCAAACCGAGCCGAGGCUGUCCACGCCCGUUAAUGUGCAGCCGCUUCUAACGCAUGUUGUCCACUCCAAUGUCCGCGUGUAGGCCAACAGAAUGAGCGGCUGCAAGAAUUGUUAAUUGCAGGGAUGGAAAUCGUUAUUUUCUAUUUAAAAUGUGUAGAGGAGCUCCGCUGGAGGGCAGCACCGUCCAUUUUGUUUUUAGUUCUGGCUCGGGAAAGUCGAAAAUGGGGCGUGAAAGUCGCCUUAAUAAACGGGAAACUUGAAAAAGGGGGCGUGUCAUUUGGCACAAGCAAUGAGUUUUAAAAGGGGGCGUAGUAGUUGUCAUAAGAAACGGGAAUUUUGGAAAGGGGGUGUGGUAGUUCCCUCAAAUGACGGGAAAUUUGAAAAGUGGGCCUGGUAGGUGCCACAAUCUACUGGAAAUUUCUAAAAGGGGGGCGUGACAGUUGCCAAAUCGAUGAGAAUUUUGAAAAGGGGGCGUGGUAGUUGCCAUAAGCAAUAAGGAAUUUGUUAAGGGGGUGUGGCAGUUCCCUUUAAUAACGAAUAAACUUGAAAAAGGGGGCGUGUCAGUUUCCACAAUCUAUUGGAAAUUUGAAAAGGGGGCGUGGCAGUUUCCACAAUCAUCGGGAUAUUUGAAAAUGGGGCGUGGCAGGUCCGCGGAAACCUAAAAAAAUAUUUUUCCUCGCAACUAUGAAAUGGCGGUGCAUUAAACUGACAAAUUGGUGCCACCCAGCGGCAGCUCUGCGAACUAACCCGUGGCAACAAGCUUGCGAUAUGAUCUGGUCCAAAUUGAAAAUUUCCAUUCCUAUUGUAGCGCGAAAGUAAAAAUGAUAAAUGUGCUGCUUGGCGCGAGAUUUUUCUGUCGUUUUUAGUUCGUAAGACGUGCGCAUGCGUGCAGAAAAACAAAUCGAAACAAAAUAUGAGAGACGGCGUUUGUUGUACCUGUGUUGCUUUUUUAUACAUGUAUUGUUGUCGCCGCCGAUCGAGAGGCACGCGUGAGAAAAGGAACGAACGAACGAACACUCCUCUUAGCUGGUAUUAUUAUGUACGUCUAAUUAAUUAUGUAUGCAUUCAUUCAGCAUUGAAGCGAAAGACACGCCGCGCCACGCCGCACGUGACGCGCGCCGCGAUAGAAAAGAAAACGAAAGAAUUUUCAUAUUCCAAAUUGUUGUUACCACGAUCGACGUCUUUGUAGCUGUUUCUCUUUUUUUAUUAAAUUAUUUUAAGGCUUUAGGCUUAGCAGAAAAAACCAAGACAGAAUUUUCUCUAAGAAAAGUUGCCAUAUAUUAUUGUGCUUUUGUAUUUUCGUUUUCCAAAAAUAUCGUAAUUAUACACAUUAAAUAAGUAAUUAUUAAAUAUAUUGUACCAUUUUAAAUCCGCCUGAUUGCUGGAGUUCAAAAUAAAAAUUUAUAUCGAAAUCAAAGUAUUUAAA